UCUCCGUGGCUAGUGAAUGUUUGGAGUGAAGCAGAUCCGGACUGUAAAACAAUACAGAAACUCGAUUUUACACUUUAUGAAGGAUAGUGCUCCUCUAUAAGAAAUAUAACCUGGUUUACACACAGCUAUACGUUGUGCUGUGAGACCUGUCGAGAAGGACACGGAACACCGACUGGAGAAACCUGCUAGCUUGAAGGUGAAUCAAAAUGGCCAACGCAAUACCAGAGAAGAUAAGGAUGAAUACUACACUAUUAGAAAACUUGGCGGAAGUGGCAAAAGAUGCAGCCCUGCUGAAAGGUGUUCUAAUGAGGAUCCAAGAGACCCCCAACUCAUCAGAGUUGGUGACGUACGCUCCAUUCACACUUUUCCCCACACCUGUACCUGAGGCGGUGUUCUCCCAGGCGCUGGCUGUGCAGACUCACUUCAACACACUGGUGGACAAAAUCAGCCAGGAUGCUGAAUUCCUGCAGGACGCUCUAGCAAGCACCAUUGAGGUGGAUGAUUUCACUGCGAGGUUGUUCAAGAUCCACCAACAAAUAGUAAAAGAAGGAACGUCUCAGUCUGUGGUGUGUGGUCUCAAUCGCUCCGACUACAUGCUGGACCAGGCGGAGGACGGCUCCUCGUCUCUGAAGCAGAUCGAGAUCAACACCAUCGCCGCCAGCUUUGGAGGGCUCUCAUCCCGCACGCCAGAUGUUCACCGACACAUCCUUCAGGUGGCCGGGCAGCUGGAGCAGAGUGAGCGGAUCCUGGACAACAACCCUGCAGCAGGCCUGGCCCGGGCCGUGGCUAAAGCCUGGGAGCUCUAUGGAUCAGAGAAAGCCGUCGUCAUGUUCUUGGUGGAAGAGGUCCAGAGGAACAUCUUUGAUCACCGAUAUGUUGAGAAAGAGCUGUGGAACAGAAACAUUCCCACAAUGAGAAGGCGGUUCGAUGAUGUUUCUAAAACAGGAUCCAUCGAUCAGGACAAGAGGCUAUUUGUUGAUGGCCAGGAGGUUGCUGUGGUGUACUUCAGGAAUGGAUACAUGCCUCAGAACUACAAUUCUGAAAAGGAUUGGGAUGCUCGUCUGAUGAUGGAGCGCUCUCUGGCUGUGAAGUGUCCCGACAUCAGCACUCACCUGGUCGGAACCAAGAAGGUCCAGCAGGUGCUCGCCAAACCUGGAGUUCUGGAGAAGUUCUUCCCCCACCAGCCCCAGGUAGUGGAGCAGAUCAGAGCCACGUUCGCUGGGCUCUACACUCUGGACAUGGGACCCGAAGGUGACACAACGGUUGCCAUGGCGCUGGCAGCACCAGACCGGUUUGUCCUGAAGCCUCAGAGAGAGGGAGGAGGUAACAACUUCUAUGGGUCAGAGAUGUGCACGGUCCUGCAGGAAGUGAAGGACAGCACCGAGAGGACGGCUUACAUCCUGAUGGAUAAGAUUCACCCCGCCCCCGUCCAGAACGUCCUGCUGAGACGAGACGCUCCUCUCCAGAUCAGCACCUGUCUCAGUGAGCUGGGAGUGUUCGGAACAUACGUCAGAAAAGGUGAAGACAUGGUGCUGAACGAGUGUGUGGGCCACCUGCUGAGGACCAAGAGUUCAGAGCACUCUGACGGGGGCGUGGCAGCGGGGGUGGCGGUGCUGGACAACCCCCUCCUCUUCUGAGAGUCUACACCCCUCCCUGCUGCUUCAGACAAAAAGAAAUGCUCAAAUGGACAAAGAUCAAGUCAAGGACGCACAUUUGAUUCACACUUUCACAUGAACUAGCCUUUCCUCUCGGUGUGGGUGAAGAAUGAACGUGCUGCUGUAAGAGGGGGUCCGUGAGAUUUGGCUGGAGUAAAAAUGUGAGCGGUUCCAGAAGAAGUUUAUAAGGACCACGUUUUUAUCCGUUUUUGAUAUCAUGAUUUCUUUUAACGUAAAGUGCUGCUAUCAAAAACACACUAGAUUAAGCGACCUCGAGUCAGAGAAAAGCGCUAUAUAAAUACAAUUUAUUAUAUUAUUACGAAAGGUUUCUCUAAUGUCCUUGGGUCAAACAACGGCUUUAAUAGUAUAUCAUAUUAUUGUCCUCUUUCAUGGAGUUGAAUCUUCAAACCCACAUCAGUACUGUCAUUUUCAGUUUUUUCCAGAAUUUGAACCCAUUAAAUGCACACUUGUAUACAUACUGCCACUGUUGUUUUAAAACAUUUUUUAAAAGACACACACUUAAUUAUUGUUAAUACUACAUUUUUAAUCAGUCUGGAAGCCCUAUAUUUAUAAAGUAUGCACAAUU
Messenger RNA from Trematomus bernacchii (emerald rockcod), 2241 nucleotides. It is a transcript of the gene gss, whose product is annotated as glutathione synthetase. Gene Ontology annotation, biological process: glutathione biosynthetic process. Lineage: Eukaryota; Metazoa; Chordata; Actinopteri; Perciformes; Nototheniidae. The transcript has 13 exons. Bases 207 to 1637 code for a protein of 476 amino acids. The record is from RefSeq and is a predicted model, not a curated record. Gene Ontology annotation, molecular function: glutathione synthase activity; ATP binding; glutathione binding. Gene Ontology annotation, cellular component: cytosol.